GAGGCCUGCAGGGGGCCGCCCCGCGCGGGGAUGGCGCCCUCGGGAGCAGGCAUCUCGGGGUCCAGAGCCUCGCAGGGUGCCAGAGCCAGUUGGGGAUGCGAUGCGUCCCUGUUCCCCCGACCCUUAGGCACAGGUUCUCAGGCCCCAGACCGGGAGUGUUCGGUUUGCCUGCCACGAAGGCCCCUACGCUCAGAAUUCAUGAAGGCCUGGAGAAAAGUUUGGGGAAAGAUUUAUCUACAUUUUGCUUAUAUACAACUGUAUCUCCCCCAUGUUUCCAAGGAGUGCAUCUUGAAGUCUUCUAGGAUCUCCAGAGUGAAACUCACUGUGGUCAAGACUCUAACUUGGAGGGACCAUGGAACAGUAUACAGCAAACAGCAAUAGUUCAACAGAGCAGAUUGUUGUACAGGCUGGACAGAUUCAGCAGCAGCAGCAGGGUGGUGUUACUGCUGUCCAGUUGCAGACUGAGGCCCAGGUGGCAUCCGCCUCAGGCCAGCAAGUCCAGACCCUCCAGGUAGUCCAGGGGCAGCCAUUAAUGGUACAAGUCAGUGGAGGCCAGUUAAUCACAUCAACUGGCCAACCCAUCAUGGUCCAGGCUGUUCCUGGUGGACAAGGUCAAACCAUCAUGCAAGUACCCGUAUCUGGGACACAGGGUUUGCAGCAGAUACAGUUGGUCCCACCUGGACAGAUCCAGAUCCAGGGUGGGCAGGCUGUGCAGGUACAGGGCCAGCAGGGCCAGACCCAGCAGAUCAUCAUCCAGCAGCCCCAGACAGCCGUCACUGCUGGCCAGACGCAGACGCAACAGCAGAUUGCUGUCCAGGGGCAGCAAGUGGCACAAACUGCCGAAGGGCAGACCAUCGUCUAUCAGCCAGUUAAUGCAGAUGGCACCAUUCUCCAGCAAGUUACAGUCCCUGUUUCAGGCAUGAUCACCAUCCCUGCAGCCAGUUUGGCAGGAGCACAGAUUGUUCAGACCGGAGCCAAUACCAACACAACCAGCAGUGGGCAAGGGACUGUCACUGUGACACUACCAGUGGCAGGCAAUGUGGUCAAUUCAGGAGGGAUGGUCAUGAUGGUACCUGGUGCUGGCUCUGUGCCUGCUAUCCAGAGAAUCCCUCUCCCUGGGGCAGAGAUGCUUGAAGAAGAGCCUCUCUAUGUGAAUGCCAAACAGUACCACCGUAUACUUAAGAGGAGGCAAGCCCGGGCUAAAUUAGAGGCAGAAGGGAAAAUUCCAAAGGAAAGAAGGAAAUACCUGCAUGAGUCUCGGCACCGUCACGCCAUGGCACGGAAGCGUGGUGAAGGUGGACGAUUUUUCUCUCCAAAGGAAAAAGAUAGUCCCCAUAUGCAGGAUCCAAAUCAAGCAGAUGAAGAGGCUAUGACACAGAUCAUCCGAGUGUCCUAACCCCAGGCCAUGUGAUGGAACUGAUCAAGGUCAUGUUCCUCGCACUGUUUCCCACUGUUCCAAGGAAACUGAUCAACUCUUCCAAUGGGACACUGACGAUUACAUUCUGCCCUUUUCUACAGGACAGAAACCACUUAGUUUUUAAUAAGUGGCUCAGUAUUAUAAUUGCAAGGAUGUCUGGCAAAUUGAAGUUGCAAGCCUUUGUCCCACCCUGUCAGUCAGGACUUAUUUCAGACUGUUGGUGACAUUGACAUUUCAUGGAUUGGGAUGAUGCAGGGGACCCAUGCCAGCCCAGCAGUACCACACCUAGCACUUAAUGUUGACUGGUAAUGCCAGCCAGCCAUCUCAGCAGAGGAGAACGACCUUCUCAACUUAAACGGCAGUCGGGGAAGCUGCAGCCCACUCCUUCCCAUGGAUUCCAAACAGCACCCAUCCCUCUGAUGGGGGAUCUCAGGCUGACUAAUGGACACUUCGUAUUCAGAGAUGGUUUCCAGGCAAGGAAGCUUCAUCUCAUGAUAUGGAAACAAUAAAUUCUCUGAGAUACAUUCAUCUAA
Messenger RNA from Physeter macrocephalus (sperm whale), 1950 nucleotides. RefSeq names its product nuclear transcription factor Y subunit alpha (gene NFYA). Gene Ontology annotation, biological process: regulation of transcription by RNA polymerase II. The record is from RefSeq and is a predicted model, not a curated record. Gene Ontology annotation, molecular function: DNA binding; DNA-binding transcription factor activity, RNA polymerase II-specific. NCBI's taxonomy places the organism in Eukaryota, Metazoa, Chordata, Mammalia, Artiodactyla, Physeteridae. Bases 353 to 1396 code for a protein of 347 amino acids. Gene Ontology annotation, cellular component: CCAAT-binding factor complex. The transcript is spliced from 11 exons.